AUGACGUUCAAUGUAAGGACGCUAUCAACACAUGAAAAAUUGUUAGAACUAUGGGAAGCAGUGAAAAAUAUACACUUUGAUGUCAUGGGCAUCUGCGAGGUCAGGCGACUUGGUUGCGUGAUUGAGGAAUAUGAACAGUUUAUACUCUGCACGAUGGGUACCACACCUGGGAAGCAUGGCGUCGGCUUUAUUGUGAAAAAACAAUAUAAAAAUAACAUACACCGCUUUAUAGGACUAAAUGAACGUAUAGCUCUUCUAACCCUGAACAUUGGCAACCUCCAAAUUGAUAUAAUUCAAGUCUACGCUCCAACCUCAUCGGCAGAUGACAGCGAUAUAACAUUGUUCUACGAUGCACUCAAGGGGGCGCUUGAGCUCGCUGGGAAACACAUAAUCAUUAUUGGCGAUUUCAAUGCAAAAAUUGGGCAACCUAAACCUGAAGAAUAUUUGGUAACAAAGUGUCAUGGAUAUGGUACAAGAAACGUCAGAGGCGAGACACUAAUUCAAUUUGCAUACGAAAAUAAGUUAUCAAUACUCAACACAUUCUUUAAGAAAAGAAAUAACCGACGCUGGACCUGGCGGUCACCUGAUGGAGACACUAAAAAUGAAAUUGAUUACAUCCUAUCGAACCAUCCAAACUGGUUUCAAAACAUUGAAGUUAUUAACACCAUUUACCCAUCAGACCACAGACCAGUACGAGGCAUAAUCAAUCUACAAUGCAACAGAAAAAGUAGAGUCAACUACAACAAAUUACCAAAAAGUUUAUUAAAAACCGAAAAUGAAAUCAAAACAUACACAGAUACCAUCUCAAGUUUUAAGAAAGACCUAGACUACGACGAUAAUACCACAGUACAAAGUUACCAUGACAAGAUUAUACACGCCAUCACCCAAAGUCUAGAAAAAGCGCAACAGGCUAGAAGACACGAUCCGCAAAGCACAACCAUUAUUACAUUAUAA
Molecule: messenger RNA, 954 nt
Organism: Leguminivora glycinivorella
Lineage: Eukaryota; Metazoa; Arthropoda; Insecta; Lepidoptera; Tortricidae
Product: craniofacial development protein 2-like
Exons: 1
Coding region: 1-954 (317 amino acids)
Biological process (GO): chromatin remodeling
Cellular component (GO): nucleus
Molecular function (GO): catalytic activity
Source: RefSeq, a predicted model, not a curated record